Truncatella angustata is the source of this 579-nucleotide messenger RNA. RefSeq lists its product as uncharacterized. The record is from RefSeq and is a predicted model, not a curated record. Lineage: Eukaryota; Fungi; Ascomycota; Sordariomycetes; Amphisphaeriales; Sporocadaceae. The transcript has a single exon. Bases 1 to 579 code for a protein of 192 amino acids.
AUGCGUCUCUUGGACGACGGGCGUCCUCUCUUUCUUCCCACACUCGUCCGUGCUUUCAGGAUUCGUGUUGCAAAUCCUGAUGUGCCGUAUAUGGUUGUCUCGGCUUGCGAUGCGACCGUAGGCACGUUGGAGCGUCCCCGGAGGCGCCGCGCUGGAUGUGCCAGUCAACUAUGGCCUAUGCUUUCAGUUGUCAUGGUGCCUAUCUCUGUCUUUAUGCGAAGUAGCGACGUAGGUGCAUCCUUUUUGGCAAGGAGACCCAGACGCAAAGACAGUCGCCUGCCGCGUGAAGGACACAGACCGCAGACUCCCUUCCGGAGUUGCGAUCGAAGCUGGUAUACUAGCAAACUUGGCAUGUUGUGGUACCCCGGCAUUAUGAGAGAGAGAGAACAGCCACCUGAUGAAGAGUCUAGGGAAGAGAAAUUAGUAGUUUGCAAGCUGUCCGAGCGUGUAGUUAUAUGCGUGCUAGUCGAAAGGAGAGAAGAAUCGAAAGCAGUGUCUGAUGGCAAUGGUGGUGGUUCAACAUGGCCGAACUGGUUUCCGGAAACAAUAUAUCUGUUUAUAUGGACGACUGCGUCCUGA